Molecule: messenger RNA, 1181 nt
Organism: Medicago truncatula (barrel medic)
Lineage: Eukaryota; Viridiplantae; Streptophyta; Magnoliopsida; Fabales; Fabaceae
Product: 15.4 kDa class V heat shock protein
Exons: 2
Coding region: 369-788 (139 amino acids)
Source: RefSeq, a predicted model, not a curated record
AUAAAAAUAUCAGGAAGUGAGGCAGCUUUGCUCCAAGAUGGCGGUGAAUCACGUGAUGCAACUUUAUUUUAUCAAAUUAAAAUGUUCCGUUGUUGAUAGAUAUGGACAAUGUAAAGGUCAAGACUCCUUGAUAUUUUGAACCAGUGUCCCACGUUAUUUUUCAAGAUCAAUGAAUUAACAUAUGCAUAAGAAAACCACUCGUAAGGUAACAUCUCAAAUAAACACAACUUGCCCACUUGGUCUUAAAGCCAACUACCUAACCCUUUGCUUCCACAAGCAUCAUCCAAAUCAACCAAACAUCCCAAAUAGUAUAUUUAGCAAUACUAUAGAACAACUUUGAAGUCUGAAUUCAUUCACAUAACAAAAGAAUGGAGUUCCCAUCACCACCUCACUCUUUUCCAUGGCAAUAUCUUGUUCCUUCAAACCUCCUCUUUCCUUAUAAUUUCACCCCACAAAACUAUGUUCACUGGACAGAAACCCCUCAAUCUCAUUUAUUUUCAGCUGCCAUCCCAGGUGUUAGGAAAGAAGAUUUAAGGGUAGAGGUUGAGGACUCAAAGUACCUUAUGAUUAGAACUGAAGUUGCAGUGAAUGAAGAAGACUCAACAGAACCUGUGAGGAAGUUUGAGAGGAAGUUUAGGCUUCCUGGGAGGGUUGAUAUUGAUGGCAUUUCUGCUGAGUAUGAAAAUGGAGUUUUAACUGUUACUGUUCCAAGAUUAAUAAGAAGAGGUUUCCAUAUUGACCCUGCUGUUGUGCCUGAAAGAUUGGAAGUUCUUGCUAGAGCUGCUUGAGUACAUGGGAGGUUGUAUCCACAAGUCCUAGCUCAACUGGCAAAAUGCCGAAAUUGUUAGGCCGGAUGCUAUGACCGGGGUUCGAACCCCGGUACCUCCACUUGUGUGUGUGAAAGUAUAAUGGAUUUGCCAUUUCAUCUAUCUACAAAAAAAAAAAAAAAAAAAAGUACAUGGGAGGUUGUUUUAGAAGAUGAUUAAUUACAAAUGGUUUAAUUGAUUAGUUCUGGAGGAGAAUUAAUGAAAGAGACGUUUGUCGUUGUAUGAUUGUGAAGUGUGAUAUCAAUCAUGUCAUUCUACUCUUUUUUUUUUAUGUUCAAAAGAAAUAUCCAAAAUUUGAACUCUUUGUAUGAGGACAUGUAAAUUAAAGUUUACCAAAUGAUUGUUAUUUAUCUA